GUCAGUAGGCCUCCAGCCCACCCCGCUCUCCGCUUGCUCUCAGGUCCGCCGCCACACGGCCAUGGCCUCGUUGUCCAGCCCACGCGCCGCGGGAGCGCUGCGGGUGCUCCUGCUCCUGUCCGCCUGCACCUACCUGGCCUGCGAGGCCGCGCCCUCCACCAGCACCACCACCGCCGCCGCGGCCGCCUCCACGACGGAGGCCCCGCAGACCUCCACCCGGCGAACAAAACCGCUGUGGAAUCAGACGCAGACGGAUAGACUCAAACAUGACCUUCUUCUCGGUUACGACAAGUUCGCCCGCCCUCACUCGCACGAGCUGCGGACUGACGUGGACCUGUUGGUCGUCCUGAAACACGUCAGCGUGGAUGAAUUUGCAGGCGUCAUGUCACUAGACGCAUGGGUAAAAAUGUUCUGGACGGACCCCAAGUUGACGUGGAAGCCGGACCAGUACGGCAAUCUGAGUACUCUAUACCUUCCGGAUCACGAGAUUUGGCAACCUGACAUCAUGCUGUACAAUAGCGCCACGAGCCCCGGUAUGACGGCGAGCCACUACGAGACCUCCCACCUGGUGGUCAGCAGCGACGGCGGCGUCAUCUGGGUCCCCAUGACGCGCCUCGAGGUCUACUGCGACCUGGACCUCUCGCACUGGCCCUUCGACACGCACACCUGCGAGUUCCGCAUGGGCUCCUGGGUCUACGACAAGGCCAACCUGGACAUCGUCGUGCACAACGAGACCUUCACCCACGACCCGCACAUUGAGACGGAGCCGUGGAUGGUGCUGAGCACCGAGUUUGAGCGGAAGGAGACCAAAUACGACUGCUGCCCCGAGAUGUACGUGGACGUGAGCUUCAAGCUGACGGCCUCCAGGAGGGGGGCGGCCUACCACACCGUCAUCACGGCACCCCUCAGCGCCAGCAUUAUGCUGAUCCUCAUCUCGUUUUGCAUCCCAUACCACCGACUGGAGAAGCUGUUGCUGCACGGCAUCAACAUGCUGAUGCUCACCAUCGCCCUCCUCUACCUCACCCACCUAGUGCCCGUGCUCGUCGACAAAACGCCAAUCAUAGUUGAGCUCUACGGCAUAACGCUGAUCCUGGUCGCGUGCGCGGCGGGGGGAGCCGGCGUCCUCGUCAACAUUACGAAUCAGAUGCGCUUCUGGCCGGUGCCGUACAUCGUGCACAAGUUCGUCAACUCGGUUGUCGUCAAAGUGUUUCUGUUGGGCAACGUGCCAGACGAGGUGCAGCCCCCGUCCAGGACGACCUCCGGCGGCGACCAGGACCAGGUGGCCAUCCUGCCGCUGCCGCACGGCUCCACCGCCGAGGGCAUGCACAUGGAGAACGACAUGGCCUACGCGGCCAACAGGCGCGACUGGGCCCUGCUAGCCAUGUUCAUCGAGCGCGUCUGCAUGCUCUUCUGGUUCCUCCUGUUCCUCGUCGUCACGUGGGCGUACGCCUAGGCGCACCCCGGCAAGGCCCGCCGGCUUCAUAUCAUCUUCAGUUGUCUAGUUCGUUUUGAGAGUGGCAACGUCAUUUGUCAUAAUAUUUGCAGCACCACCAACGAAGCUCGAGCCCACCUCACGGUCUCAUGAUCAAAGGAAUUUACUCUGUUAUGUCGUUUCGUACUUAUCGUCAGUGAUGAAUGCAUGUGCAAAAAAUAAUCUGUGCAUUGGACUAGCUCACAAAUAAUAAUUCAUGUAAAUCUAUACCCCGCUCGGUAAGACCCCUUACCCGGGCAAAGGAAGCUCGCAGCAAGGGGUAUCGCUGGAGCAAGUGCCUCCGGAGCGAGGUGCUCCUCCCCAAAAAGUGAACCAUGAUUUAAUUUUUUUAAAUCCCCAAAACAAGGAAUAUUUCUAAGGGGCUGGAGCACGCGUUUGGGAUCAUAGUAAAUAAAUUUGAAUGGAGACAAGAGCAGGGUCGGGCUGGGGGCAGCCAAAGCUGCCUUUCCCUUUUCACUGCUGAGUCACAGACGCGGGGGACUCAUCCCGACAACAUGUGACUGGGUCGGCCCGGCCUGCCUUUUUUACGAUAGUUGUCGCCAACUUUUCUGGAACAAACUUUCUAAGGUUUAGGGAGGGAGAAAGGGAGGGGGUGGGUGGUGUGCAUUCCUCCAGAGGCCAUAGCCGACCGUCUAUGGCCCGUGGGGUACGAGUAUGUGACCCAUCAGCUUUGGCUAAGCGGUGUCCAGUUUUCCACUUUCGAUUUUUAUUUUCGAAUACCAGGUGUCAUGUCGCGCGUUUUAGCUGCUGUUAUGUGAUAACUUUGAUCAUUUUGAGGGGGGCCACAUUUGCCAGAUUGACAGAGAAAGAUUCUGAUGGAACUAAACAAUCAUACUUUAUUGUGAACCUUUGUCCCUACCGUUCAUUUCAUAUCCGCAUUCAUUCUUUUCUUUUUUUUACACGGUCUAGAACUUUAAGUCAUCAUCAUACUUUACUUUUGUUUUUUACAAUGUACAAGAUGUUCCCUCGAGGAAAUUACUGAAAAAAAUACGUACAGUCUACAACAGAAAAAUAAAAGAGAAACAAAAUUUCAA
Messenger RNA from Frankliniella occidentalis (western flower thrips), 2526 nucleotides. Its product is annotated as neuronal acetylcholine receptor subunit alpha-2-like. The record is from RefSeq and is a predicted model, not a curated record. Gene Ontology annotation, cellular component: neuron projection; membrane; synapse. Gene Ontology annotation, molecular function: neurotransmitter receptor activity; transmembrane signaling receptor activity; extracellular ligand-gated monoatomic ion channel activity. Bases 62 to 1453 code for a protein of 463 amino acids. The transcript is spliced from 9 exons. Lineage: Eukaryota; Metazoa; Arthropoda; Insecta; Thysanoptera; Thripidae. Gene Ontology annotation, biological process: chemical synaptic transmission; regulation of membrane potential; monoatomic ion transmembrane transport.